CAGUUCUCGUUGGCUUGGUUGGUUGUGGCCUCCCUCGGACUGGCCGCUAAAACAAAUUCAACGGAAAAUCUCAACUGAAGUUCUUUGCUUUUUCUCCUAUAUAUCCGAUUCUUCUCGCCGGCACCCCUUCACCUUGAUCGCUUCUCUCCCUAAUGGCUUCUUCCACUUCGUUUUCCCCAUCCCAUUUAGCUCCAACACGCGCCGUUUCUUCCCCUCUCUUUUCAUCCAAGUUAAACCCUUCAAGGGUCUCAUUUCCAUCCAGAACGAGAAUACUUAAGCUUGCUUACGACGCCCCUCUCCUCAAUCUCAAGGUUCUUUCAGCGCACGAACCCAAAGGUAAUCUAUGUGAAUUCAUUUGUGCUUUCAGUGGGAAUGUUUGAAUUUUAUGAAAAUUUGAUGUCUUUGUUGCUGGGCAUUUCUUUCCUCUUUUUAUUUAUUUAUUUAUUUAUCUCGCUUUAGUUCCUUCGGGGUUUUUUCUAUUAAUUCUGUUUGUAAGUUGAACUUGUAAGUUGAACUCUGUUUUGUUACUUGGAAAGUUAUGGGAAUUGAUUAGCACAGUUUCAUUAUUGUAGUUGCAUUGCCAAUUUGAAGUAAAGAAGCUUCUUUUAUUGAUUUGUUGGCCAAAUAUAGGUUUUCUUUUUGUGGGACAAAGGAUGAUGGUCGGAUUCCAAUUUUCACACAGGAAUCCUGGUGGUCAUUGAUGUUCUAUAGUCAUAAAAAGGUCGUUAUUUUGGUGGGAUAUUUCAGGCUGGUUCUUUUAGUUUUUUGAUUUCUUUGUAUAGCUGGAUAUUCAGAAAUUUUUUCAAUUUGAUUAUUGGUAUGGUAGUUCAAUGUGGUUUGAGAUCUACAAACAGAAAUUGACCUUAUAGAUUCACAGAGGUUGCUUGAUGAUUUUAGACAGGAUAUAUUGAGAUAUUAGAUUAAAGGACAGAUUUUCUUAGGAUGUAGUUGUUAUUGAAAAUGUGAUCAGAAUGCUUUAGAACUUUGAAGGCAAUUGCUUUUCUUUUUUGCUUAUGAAUUUUGAUGAAAAUUCUGAUGUAAAUGUGUUUGGUAUUGUCAGCCUAUAUUUCUUCUGCAUUUUUCUUUAACCUAAAGCUUUAGUGCUAGCUCUAUGUAAGUCUUGUAAGUGGGAGGGCAAUAGGGCAUAUAGUGCAAUGACGAGGUAUAAAAACGGAUGCAUCCUUGAAGAACUUGUAUUGAAGGUAGGAUGAUCCUAGGGAUUCAGGCUUUUGUGUAACUGUUUAUGGUAAUAUGAAUAUUAGUCUCUGAUGAACACUGCACAGUGCUCACCUUGAAUGACUUGAAGAGGCUUGGGUGUCUAGAAUAAUAUGUCACGGUAUUUGUUAAAUUUAGCUCGCCCCAUCCUCUACAAUCU
This is a messenger RNA of Rubroshorea leprosula, 1375 nucleotides long. Lineage: Eukaryota; Viridiplantae; Streptophyta; Magnoliopsida; Malvales; Dipterocarpaceae. The record is from the annotation of a GenBank genome assembly.